Messenger RNA from Colletotrichum scovillei, 3863 nucleotides. RefSeq names its product aminotransferase class I and II. Gene Ontology annotation, biological process: sphingosine biosynthetic process; ceramide biosynthetic process. Gene Ontology annotation, cellular component: serine palmitoyltransferase complex. The coding region runs from base 1461 to 3476 and encodes 671 amino acids. The transcript has a single exon. NCBI's taxonomy places the organism in Eukaryota, Fungi, Ascomycota, Sordariomycetes, Glomerellales, Glomerellaceae. The record is from RefSeq and is a predicted model, not a curated record. Gene Ontology annotation, molecular function: pyridoxal phosphate binding; serine C-palmitoyltransferase activity.
CCUCGUCGGGUCCAUUACCUUUAUUUCCCGACUUGUGCCCUCUUUCCUUUUCAGAGUUCUUCUCCUCCUUCUUCCUCUUCCCCUUCCUUCCUACCCAAGCUCACAUCAUCCGGUGGUUCCUUCCUUUCAUUCCCCGUCCUAACCUUCCCUUGGACUCUGGAGCUGCCUUCCCGAACAGCCCGACAGCAGACCAAUCGCAGGCCUGCAUCGAUCGAGAAGAGAGGUCCAGACACCACUUUGACGCCACAGGUACCUCGUCACCUGCUUUUCGCCGUGGGGAUACUUGAGCUACCAAGUAACACACUCGAAAAAAAGUCACCUCACUUUUCAAGGUCCUUACCUCAUCACUGCGUCUACGUACUCCGUACCAACGCGCCUCACCUCAGUGCAACAGCUGCAGCACCCACCCGCACCAAUUUUACCUAAAAUCACGGUCCAAUCCCAUCGCGCGACAAGCCGAAAUCGACAAUUUGCCUUUUCCUCUUUCGCUCCCGCCAUCUCCAACAAAUCUCCCUCUCCAUCCUCCCGAGUUUCCAUCCUCCUCAGCACUCACACUCACUCCUUGCAGUUGCGGCCCCUUGCAGCUGUUACAAAUUCUGCGAGACUUGCUCGGUUCACCACCUUUUGCCGUCUGCAUCUUCUGCUUCUCAACGGGAAACCCCAUUCUUCAGAUUUGCACCAGACCUGGAACUCUCGCCCUGAGCCACUGCAGAGCCACGACCUCUUAAUUGCAUCCUCGUUGCUCUCCUGCGCCCCCCUAACCCCCUUUUCGCUUUCGCCUCCUCAACUUCUUGCUUUCUCACAACUUGCUCAAUCGCAAAAGCAAAAGAAGUCGCCAAAGAGAAAAAGAUUUCCUCGGACCUACACGACUGUAUCUCCAACCUCCAACUUUCGGUCACUUAAGCCCCAGUUGCUUACAGCCUUUCUUGGUGAGUGCUUGACCGUUAAUUCAUCAUCAUCAUCAUCAUCAUCACCUUUCCUCCAAAAACAACCCAAUCCGAGGACUCCGGCGCCUCGAUAGCCUCUGUGGCUCCCCCAAGCGUCUUGUUAGCGCUUCCUCUGUGUCUUGUUUCGUGCUUCCAUCAAACCGCCGCAAGAGGUCGGAGGUGAGCCCUUGGCUAUUCGCACUUCUAGCGCGCCCAUUUUAGUGGUCGCCUAUUCUGUCUCUGCGACCGCGGGUGCGCCACUGACACUCUGACCGACAAUUUCCCUAAUUCUCAAACCACCAACCAUUUUUGUUAUCUCUUCCACAACAUCCGGGCCUCCCGUCAGACUUGCAUUUCGUGCUGACCGAUCGUCUUUCUUCUUCACAGCGCAUCAAUCCUCGGUUUCGUCAAGGAAAACAGCUUCGUCCUCGUUCUCUCCCUCAAUUCGGUCUUUUCCUGCUCCAUUGCAGACUUCGAAUACCCCUAUUCCAAUCGCCAUUGAGUCGACCAUAGACAGCCACGCGCUUCUCAGCAAUGCCCCGUAGAAUUGCGAAUCCCUUCUCCAACGCUCAUUCACCCGCCAUGCCGCUCUCCGAGAAGGAAAGGAGACCUUCUCGUUCCGGCAAUCGCAUCACCAACUUCUUCACCUCCCCCAAGGGCGCCAAGGACAAGGACCACCAGACCGCCCAGCAAGCUCUCCUCGCCAUGCAGCAGCAAAACAUCUCGUCCACCCAAAUCACCCCUUCCACCAUCUCCCUGCCUACAAUUUCGCUCUCAACUGCCACCGCUGGCGAGCCCGACACCACUGACCCCCCUACGACCCUCUUUUCGCCUCCCUCAGCCGUCGAGACGGAGAAGAAGAGGCGCUUCGACGCUCAAUUCGGCCCCCUCCUUCACCCUACCCACCGAUACGUGAGCAAGUCCAACGAUGGCAAGCCUUUGGACCCGCCCAUCAUCGAUGAGCCGCCCUACUACUACAUCCUCACCACCUACAUCAGCUACCUGCUUCUCAUUCUCUUCGGCCACGCCCGCGACUUUUUUGGCAAGCGCUUCGGCGACAAGAAGCAUUACCAGGCUCUCAAGCCCCAAAAUGGAUACGCUCCCUUGAACGAGGACUUUGACAACUUUUACGUUCGUCGUCUGAAGAUGCGCAUUGACGACUGCUUCGCACGACCCAUCACCGGCGUUCCCGGCCGCUACAUUACCCUCAUGGAUCGCGAGUCUAGAGACUACAACAGAACCUACAACUACACUGGCACACACACCGAGACAUUGAACAUGAGCUCCUACAACUACCUUGGUUUCGCGCAGUCGGAGGGCCCUUGUGCCGAUGCUGUUGAGGAAUGCGUCAAGAGAUACUCUCUCAGCACUUGCAGCCCCCGCGCUGAUGUCGGUACUUCGGACUUGGCUCUCGAGGUCGAGAAGGAAAUCGCCAGCUUCGUCGGCAAGCCCGCUUCCAUGGUCUUCUCUAUGGGUUUCGUCACCAACGCUAGCUCGUUCCCCGCCCUCGUCUCCAAGGGUUGCCUCAUUCUCUCUGACGAGCUCAACCACGCUUCCAUCAGAGUCGGUGCUCGCCUCUCCGGUGCGGUCAUCUCAUCCUUCAAGCACAACGAUGUCGUCGAUCUCGAGCGCAAGCUUCGUGAGGCCAUCUCCCAGGGUCAGCCCCGCACCCACCGCCCUUGGAAGAAGAUCCUGGUUGCCGUCGAAGGUCUGUACUCUAUGGAGGGCACCAUGUGCGAUCUCCCCGGUGUCAUGGCAUUGAAGGACAAGUACAAGUUCUACCUCUUCAUCGAUGAGGCCCACAGCAUUGGCGCCGUCGGACCCCGUGGCCGUGGUGUCUGCGACUAUUACGGUAUCGACCCCGCCCGCGUCGAUAUUCUCAUGGGCACUCUUACCAAGUCUUUCGGUGCCAACGGUGGCUACGUCGCCGCUGACAAGAGCAUCAUCGACAAGCUCCGUAGCUCCAACGCCGCGACCACUCUUGGCGAGUCGCCUGCUCCUUCCGUCCUCAUGCAAAUUCUGGCCUCUCUCCGUUUGAUCACCGGCGAGCUUUGCCCCGGCCAAGGUGCUGAGCGCCUGGAACGUAUUGCCUUCAACUCUCGCUACCUCCGUCUUGGUCUCAAGCGCCUCGGUCUCAUCGUUUACGGUCACGAUGAUUCCCCCAUUAUCCCCGUCAUGCUCUACAACCCCGGAAAGAUGCCUGCCUUCAGUCACGCCAUGCUCAAGCGCAAGAUUUCCGUCGUUAUUGUCGGCUACCCCGCAACGCCUCUUAUUAGCUCGCGUGUCCGAUUCUGCGUCUCCUCAGCCCACAACAAGGAGGAUCUUGACAGACUUCUGGCUGCCGUUGACGAGGUUGCCGAUCAACUCCAGAUCAGAUUCUCUACUGGUAUUGCUGGCGGCCAGGAGCCUCUUCCCGAAGGCAUUACUCCCGAGACGGAAGCUGAGUGGCGCAAGGCGAACGGCACGGAGGGCAUGUACAAGGCUCCCCGCUGGAAGCUCGAGGAUGUCAUCGCUCGUGGAGUCCAGGAUGCCAAGAUGCGCCUUCGGUAAAGCAAGAGUCGUUCCAAGUUGGAGUUAGCAAAGAAAAGAUUCACGACUGUUCGGACCAUUGGGUCUGGCCUUUGACGAGACGCGGACUGGACGGAACGAUGAGACGACGUCUGGGGUGGAAGAGGGAGUUUGGUGCCCUGUGUUCAAUUCUGCCGGCUUCGACUUGUUUGCAUGAUACCUGUGAUAUCAACUGUCGAGUGUCUAUUAUACCUUGAUUGGGGAGCCUGCAUGGCCUUGGCGUUUUUGGGAGUAAUGAUCGGAACAGCGAACGAAUUCAUGUGCCACGGCACCGUACCAACAUAACUAGUAGUAUUAGGCUCACAAGAGCUGAACAAUAUAGACGACAACUAAGGUACCUUAGAGUAAUGCACAUAUCCUUCAUUGGAC